GACGGCCUGAAGCAGUGCCUCUCCGAAUUCAAGCAGCAGCUGGCUUGGGUGGAAAGGCUGGAUGUGACUUUGGGCCAGGUCGUGGACCCCGUUUCACAGAGUGCUUCUAACAAAGAUGCUGUUGAUCCUGAGAAUGAUUUCCAGAGAGAGAUGAGCUUUUACCGGCAGGCUCAGGCAGCGGUCCUGGAGGCCCUACCUAGGUUGCGUAAGCUCCAAGUUCCUACUAGAAGGCCAGAUGAUUACUUUGCAGAGAUGGCCAAAUCGGACCAACAGAUGCAGAAGAUUCGACAGAAGCUUAAGAGUAAACAGGAAGCAAUGGAGAGGUCUGAGAAAGCAAAACAGCUCCGUGCAAUGAGAAAAUAUGGCAAGAAGGUGCAAACUGAGAUUCUGCAGAGGAGACAGAAGGAGAAAAAAAAUAUGUUGAAUGCAGUCAAGAAAUACCAGAAAGGUCUCUCUGACAAGCUGGAUUUUCUAGAUGAAGAGCAGACGUCAUCUCAGGGGACUAAAAAAGGCAAUGCAAGUCAACGGAUAAAGAAGGGACCAAAUGCCAAAAGACGAUACAAGAAUCAGAAGUUUGGUUUUGGUGGGAAGAAGAAGGGCUCAAAAUGGAACACAAAGGAGAGUUUUAAUGACGUAUCCAGCUUCCGGUCAAAAGUGGCUCACAACAAAGGCCUAGGAAAAGCAGGAAAAGGAGGGAAAAAAGCCCUCAAUAAGAGACCUGGAAAGAGAACAAGGCAGAAAAUGAAGAGUCGAGCGCGCUAAGAGGACUGUGCUCCCCAGUGGGGUUCCAGUGUUUCUGUGUGUGGCAAGAUGUGUUUCUGCUGUCAUCAAGCACCUAACUGUGGAGCAAGCUGGAUGCUUCCAAGUGGCUAGCAAAAAAAAGUGGAAACUAGUGCCUUAUCACUAAUUUCUUCUUACUGUCUGUUAUGUUGAAGGAUUGUUUUCUACUUAAACCUUUGGUGUGUGAACACAUUAAAUGGUUUGCACAGAACUAUGUCUAAUUCAUGUUUAGCUGUGUCAAGAAUGGUGGCUGAAGCCUGCCAUUUGUUCCCGUCAUUUUGACAGCUUUUUCUACAGCUGUUGUUGACGUGUAUUUGGUGAACUUCGAGUUCUGGGUCAUGUUGCCAAUGUCAAAAUAAGAAGUCUAAAGCCUGUCAAGAUGUUAAA
This is a messenger RNA of Cariama cristata (Red-legged seriema), 1167 nucleotides long. RefSeq names its product EBNA1 binding protein 2 (gene EBNA1BP2). The annotation marks the transcript as partial. Gene Ontology annotation, cellular component: nuclear periphery; preribosome, large subunit precursor; nucleolus. The transcript has 7 exons. The record is from RefSeq and is a predicted model, not a curated record. NCBI's taxonomy places the organism in Eukaryota, Metazoa, Chordata, Aves, Cariamiformes, Cariamidae. Gene Ontology annotation, biological process: ribosomal large subunit biogenesis; rRNA processing.